Molecule: messenger RNA, 2321 nt
Organism: Sphaerodactylus townsendi
Lineage: Eukaryota; Metazoa; Chordata; Lepidosauria; Squamata; Sphaerodactylidae
Gene: BECN1
Product: beclin 1
Exons: 11
Coding region: 550-1938 (462 amino acids)
Biological process (GO): late endosome to vacuole transport; autophagy; cellular response to nitrogen starvation
Cellular component (GO): phagophore assembly site; phosphatidylinositol 3-kinase complex, class III, type I; phosphatidylinositol 3-kinase complex, class III, type II
Source: RefSeq, a predicted model, not a curated record
CUUUGCCCGGAGGAGGGACUUCCGGUUACUUCUGAGACUCCUGGAAAGGAAGGGAAGGGCGGUCCGCGGCGUGCCGGCGAGGGGCGGGGGCCUUCUCCCCAUCCCGUUUUAUUUCGCGGCAAAUGCGCUGCCGCGGCCGCCGUGGUGGCUAAGGGCGGGCGGAAGCUCCCACGGGUAACAACCCUGUCGUGUAGGCCGGGGAUCCGGAGCUUGACAAGGCCCGAGAAAUUAGCCCCCGGAAGUCGCCCUUCAUGCCCGGUUCUAGGCGCUCGAUCUCUAUGGUUUGGGUCCGGAAAAGGAACGCGUAGGAAAGCGCAGUCGGCGCAGAGCCGGAGGCGCCCCGGCUGUGCCGGGUUCCGCUCGCCCGUAACCAGCCAGGCCUUCUCGAAGGCCAAGGGGCGGCCUAGCCGGCCUACCAGCCGGCAGUACUUAGCUGCAAGCGCCGCUUCCGAGCCGGGAGGGAGGAGGGAGGCGCGCCUUGCCCGAGUCGGGCAGCGAUCGCUGCGGAGCUCAGCAGCCUCCUCCCCCCGCCCCGCCCCCGGGGCCUGGAUGUUUUGCGAAAGAGGCGCCGGGCUGGAAGGGUCCAAGUCCCCCACGUGCACCAUGCAGGUCAGCUUCGUGUGCCAGCGCUGCAGCCAGCCCCUGAAGCUGGACACUUCCUUCAACGUCCUGGACAAAGUCACCAUCCAAGAGCUGACAGCACCUCUGCUUACUGCUGUUCCAGCGAAACUAGGGGAUGCACACGAGGAAGAGACAACGUUGACAGAGGAAGCCUUUGUUGAAAACCGCCAGGAUGGUGUGUCCCGAAGAUUCAUCCCUCCUGCCAGGAUGAUGUCAACAGAGAGUGCCAACAGCUUUACUCUGAUCGGAGAGGCCUCUGAUGGAGGCACCAUGGAAAACCUCAGCAGAAGACUCAAGGUUACAGGUGACCUGUUUGACAUCAUGUCUGGGCAGACUGAUGUCGACCAUCCUCUCUGUGAAGAAUGCACUGACACGCUUCUGGACCAGCUGGACACCCAGCUCAACAUCACAGAGAACGAAGAGCGAGAUAGUCAAAGGAACUUCUUCCACAAGCACUGCUUAGAAAUUCUGGAACAGAUGAACGAGGACGACAAGGAGAAGCUGCAGCUGGAGCUGAAAGAACUUGCCCUUGAGGAAGAGAGGUUGAUUGAGGAGCUGGAGGCGGUGGAGCAGAAGCGCAGAACCAUGGCGGAGGCCUUUGAGAAGGUCAGGGCUGAGGCGGAACAGCUGGACCAAGAGGAAGUGGAGUACCAGAAGGAGUACAGCGAGUUCAAGCGGCAACAGCUGGAACUGGACGAUGAACUGAAAAGUGUGGAUAACCAGAUGCGCUAUGCCCAAAUGCAGCUGGACAAGCUAAAGAAAACCAAUGUAUUUAAUGCCACCUUCCAUAUCUGGCACAGCGGCCAGUUUGGCACCAUCAACAACUUCCGCCUGGGUCGCCUCCCCAGUGUGCCUGUGGAGUGGAACGAGAUCAGUGCCGCUUGGGGACAGACUGUGCUGCUUCUCCACGCUCUUGCCAAUAAAAUGGGCCUAACCUUUCAGAGGUACCGCCUCAUCCCGUAUGGAAACCACUCUUAUCUGGAGUCUCUUACAGACAAAUCCAAGGAAUUGCCCCUUUACUGUUCAGGCGGCUUGCGGUUUUUCUGGGACAACAAAUUCGACCACGCCAUGGUAGCGUUCCUGGAUUGUGUGCAGCAGUUCAAAGAGGAGGUGGAAAAGGGCGAGACCCGCUUCUGUUUGCCUUACAGAAUGGAUGUAGAGAAGGGCAAGAUCGAAGACACGGGCGGGAGCGGUGGAUCGUACUCCAUUAAGACGCAGUUCAACUCUGAGGAGCAGUGGACAAAAGCCCUGAAGUUCAUGCUGACCAACCUGAAGUGGGGCCUGGCCUGGGUCUCCUCCCAGUUCUACAAUAAAUGACGGAGAGCGGAAGGGGGGGGGGGGGGCGUCUCAGAGUAGAGCCGCUGGUUGUGUUAAGGCUGGCAAAAGCAGCGUUUGUCCCGUAACCUUCCUACAUCUAUGACUAUACAACCAAAAAAAAACCCCACAACAAAAACUGUAAGACAUUUUUUAAAGUUUCACUGUCAAGUAGAAUGAGGCCAAAUGGCUGGAUUGUCCCUGCCGUGACGUUGCAAUUCAGCAGCGAGGAGGAGGCUGGGCUCAGCUGGGGCUAGCAAAGGAGACUGGGCCCUUUCUGAGAAGUCUUGGCAGACAGCUGUGCCCUCAUUAGUGCCGGCAGUCUGGUCACUGCACAGAGGUACACAAGCAAGCGCAAAAAUAAAUGAAACCCAGUUUGUAACCUG